Paralichthys olivaceus (Japanese flounder) is the source of this 2610-nucleotide messenger RNA. RefSeq names its product thyrotropin-releasing hormone receptor a (gene trhra). Gene Ontology annotation, molecular function: thyrotropin-releasing hormone receptor activity. Gene Ontology annotation, biological process: phospholipase C-activating G protein-coupled receptor signaling pathway. NCBI's taxonomy places the organism in Eukaryota, Metazoa, Chordata, Actinopteri, Pleuronectiformes, Paralichthyidae. Gene Ontology annotation, cellular component: membrane. The record is from RefSeq and is a predicted model, not a curated record.
UUUACAUUUUCUCAUCCACCUCAUUCUGACCCUCUGCUGGUGUCAGAAGUGAGUUCUCUCUGGCGUGUGAGGACAAAAGUUCAUCUUGUCUUGAAAUCUAAAUGACAGGAGGCAGUGUGACUUUGUGCAAUAAAACCAUCAUGUGUGUAGUAAGAUGCGCCCGCCUGCACGGGGAGUCCCCACCAGAGGAGGUAAAAGAAGUUGGUGCUUCAGUGUGAGUGCACAGAGAGCUGCUGCUGCUGUGUGCACAGUGUCUGAGAGGCAGAGCUGAGCAGGACGCGCUCAGUCAUGACCGGGUGAGCAGGGAGACAGGAGCGCGAAGCGGAGCUGCAACACAUCCUCGCUCUGCAAACUUCUGCCAACAACAACCGAGACUUCACUUCACACUCUUUAUUUUGCUCUGAUGGAGAACUGUGCUGCAGUUUCAUGAUGCAGCAUCACAGGCUGGAUUUGGAGAAGACGCAGAGGCAGUGUGACUGGAUUACAUCUGGAUGAGAGGAAGUUUUUGCAGGAUUUAUAACCGGGCUCCUGUUGGCACUUUGUGGCUCUUAGGGCCCUGAUGAUUUGAUUUAUUAAUCUUGAAUGCCUGGUGUGAUUCUCGUCAAAGCGCACAGAGUCACAGCCUCUCGCUGUAAUGGCAAACCUCACCAUGGAUAACAUGACCGUGCUGAAUGACACGUCGGUGCAGGACAAUCACACCCUGGGCCAGUGGACAGACUACUCUGUAGAGUAUAAGGUGCUCAGUGUGUUCUUGGUGUGCCUCAUAUGCGGGGUGGGGAUCGUGGGGAAUGUAAUGGUCAUCCUGGUGGUGCUGACCACCAAACACAUGCGCACUCCCACCAACUGCUACCUGGUGAGCCUGGCCGUGGCUGACCUGAUGGUGCUGACGGCCGCCGGGCUGCCCAACAUCACCGACGCCCUGUACGGUCAGUGGGUGUACGGUUACGCGGGGUGCCUGGGGAUCACCUACUUGCAGUACCUGGGGAUAAACGCGUCCUCCUGCUCCAUCACCGCCUUCACCGUGGAGCGCUACAUCGCCAUCUGCCACCCGAUCAAGGCGCAGUUCCUGUGCACCCUGUCCAGGGCCAAGAGGAUCAUCCUGCUGGUGUGGGCGCUCACCUCGGUCUACUGCGUCAUGUGGCUCUUCCUGUCGGACACCAAAGAGUUGGUGUACGACAACACGGUGCUGCUCAGCUGCGCCUACAAAGUGUCCAGAAGUCACUACCUGCCCAUUUACUUCACGGACUUCGCGGUGUUCUACGUGCUGCCCCUCAUGCUGGCCACUGUUCUGUACGGGCUGAUCGCCAGGAUACUGUUCCUGAACCCGCUGCCGUCUGACCCAAAGGACGGCAGCACCAAGAAGUGGAAGAGGAAGAUGAGCCAGGGAGGGAGGAUGAUCAGCACCGGCGGCUCCAGCAGCACCACGGCGGCCUCCCGCAGACAGGUGACCAAGAUGCUGGCUGUGGUAGUGAUCCUCUUCGCCUUGCUGUGGAUGCCCUACCGGACCUUGGUGGUGGUCAACUCCUUCCUGGACAAGGCCUACCUGGACACCUGGUUCCUGCUCUUCUGUCGUCUCUGCAUCUACUUAAACAGUGCCAUCAACCCGGUCAUCUACAAUGCCAUGUCCCAGAAAUUCCGCACUGCUUUCAAGAAGCUGUGUCACUGCGGCCCCCAGCGCAUGGAGAAACCAGCCUCUUACAGUGUGGCACUCACCUACAGUGUCAUCAAGGAGACGUCCAAUGGUGAAAGUCCCGACCACUUCACUACAGAAAUGGACGAGAUCAACACACCAGCAGAUCAGUACCUACCCACCAAGAGGAUAACGUAUGAGGAGCCUUCCCUGUCUGGAAGUGAUGUCAAAGUAUGAAUAAAACCAAACACGCUUCACAGAUCAGCAGAUAUCAGAGACUGACAGCUGCAGUAUGGAUUCAGUCACCCAGUGGACAGUCCAGUCAGUUCUAAUUUCUCUGAGGUGUUUUCUCUCUGAAAUGUUUCUUGUAAUUGACAAGCCCAUUUACCAGAUGCAAGAUGGGAUGGAGAAAAAUGAGCUGCCUUGUAGAUUUUUAGUAUUCUUUACAGAAUCACUAAAAUUAGUUAUCAUGAGCUGUUUGGUACAUCUGCACAGCACUGAAGAGUAGAAAACACCUUUUUAAUGUAAAGUAGCUGGAAAGUGGGAAACAUGUUAUUGGAGAGUGUGAUGCACCAAACCCUUAUAGUAAAUGAUGUAAUGCAGAAACAUGUUUUGUAUAAACAUUAACCCAAACAGAAAAAAACUUUAUCAUCACAAAUUGGUUUGGUUAAAGCAGACUUCCUCCACAUUUACAGUAGCAGACUCUUACACCAAUGGAUAUUUUAGGGGUGGGUGUGUCAAUAUUUAUUAUUAAUAUAAGUUUACUUAAUCAUAUUCUGUUCAGCUAGAAUCUUCUAUGUAGGAAGAAGAAAAAUGAAAUUAAGAACAUAGUGUGGUUUGUUGCACAUGUGUUUUCUGAAUAUGAUGGUAAUGGGGAUAGGUGUAGCCAAAGUACCUCCACACCACACGCCUUUCUACCUCGUUUAUUCCCAACCGCUCUUUUAGGUUGCUGGAAGUGUUGAGCUUUUAUUUUCUCUGCG